This is a messenger RNA of Theobroma umbraticum, 931 nucleotides long. Its product is annotated as Tetratricopeptide repeat (TPR)-like superfamily protein. NCBI's taxonomy places the organism in Eukaryota, Viridiplantae, Streptophyta, Magnoliopsida, Malvales, Malvaceae. The record is from RefSeq and is a predicted model, not a curated record.
UCGAUUCUGGGCUCACCCAUGGCCACUUGGAUGGUGAGAAAGCUACCGUCAUCGUUGUCGACGUUUUCCUCGUCUUUGAUUACCAAAUCAACGCCGGAGAUCUCACCUCCGUUGGUGGGCCAUGGUGGUUGUAGACUCAGGUGGGCCUCCUCUUCUUCUUCGUCCUCAUCAUCAACGGCAACGACUUCUUCAAAUUCUUCAUCUUCGAAGCGAGAGAAGAAGAUAACAGACCGUCUAUCAGCCGUGAUAGACGCUGUCAACGACCGUAAACUUCCUCCCGAGCUACGUGGCCAACGCAACGCCGUCAGGUCAGAAACCGACAUUAUCAAUGUAGUUGAGCAAAGAAUAUGGCAUUCAAUGGAAGAGGGUCAAUUUGAGAAUUUACCAGGAAAAGGCAAACCUCUUAACCUUAACACCAACCCUCAUGCAGAUCCAGCAGAAGACACUCUCUAUAGAAUUCUCUCAAAGAACGGAUGUGCACCUGAGUGGGUCGAACUUAACAAGGAGAUCAGGAGUAAAGUAUUGGAAUGGCGAGUCGCCUUGAAGAAAGCGUGGGAGAGCAAAUGCAAUGGAGAUCAUAACAAAUGGGUUGAGUGUUCUGAAGCCUUAAAGAUACAAUUGCGUGACAUCAAUGAUAAGGUUUUCCGAUAUAAUCUGAUUGUUCCUUUUGGCCGCCAGAUGUUUGGACUGAAAUGGGAAAAAGAGGUAGCUCGCUUAGAAGAAUAGCUGGAAUCACCAUUGUUAUGUUUUCCUCUGACAGUCUAUUAGUUGUUCAUAGAUAUAAAUGUUUGUUAGUUUUAAUUGUCUCAACUUGGUACAAAGUGUAUAAUAUAUAAUACUUGUAAGGCGCAUCAUAGUUCUCCUAAGCCACAACCACAGUUCAGUUAGUGGGAAGUUUUGUAUGGUACGCAUUCUUGGUAUUUUACUCUUA